Scomber japonicus (chub mackerel) is the source of this 3415-nucleotide messenger RNA. RefSeq names its product transcription factor CP2 (gene tfcp2). The transcript is spliced from 16 exons. The coding region runs from base 362 to 1852 and encodes 496 amino acids. The record is from RefSeq and is a predicted model, not a curated record. Lineage: Eukaryota; Metazoa; Chordata; Actinopteri; Scombriformes; Scombridae. Gene Ontology annotation, cellular component: nucleus. Gene Ontology annotation, molecular function: DNA-binding transcription activator activity, RNA polymerase II-specific; RNA polymerase II cis-regulatory region sequence-specific DNA binding. Gene Ontology annotation, biological process: regulation of transcription by RNA polymerase II.
AGGCUACAUAAACAAACAAAAGCAAGAUAUUAUAUUACAUUAAUUUCGUAGUCUUAAGAUAUAUUUGACGCUUUAAUUUUUUUAAAAACAUGUAUAUCAGGAAGUCAUUUGUUCCAGUGAAGCUCUAAAAUAACAAAAACUAUAAAAAAGCAGGGCUAGCUAAGUUAGCUUGCGGGCUAAAGUAGUGUUUAGCUCGACAUGUUUAUUUUAGUGCUGGACGAAGGAGCGCGACAUGAUGGCAUGAAACUGUCGCAGUGAUAGCAAGUGGCUGCACUUCUUUCACUGAAGGUUGGUGGGAAAACAGGUGAAACUUGGCUCCAGUUUUUUUUAACCGGAACUGCACUCCCUAAGAUCGUAAGCCAUGGCGUGGGCUCUGAAGUUGCCCCUCACGGAUGAAGUGAUUGAGUCCGGACUGGUCCAGGACUUUGAUGCCAGUCUGUCGGGCAUUGGUCAGGAGCUGGGUGCUGGUGCAUACAGCAUGAGCGAUGUACUCGCCCUCCCCAUCUUCAAGCAGGAGGAGUCCAACCUUCCGCCAGACUCCGACAACAAGAUCCUUCCCUUCCAGUAUGUUCUGUGCGCAGCUACCUCGCCAGCCGUUAAACUGCAUGAUGAAACACUCACCUACCUCAACCAAGGGCAGUCCUAUGAAAUUAUAAUGCUUGACAAUCGGAAAAUUGGGGAACUUCCAGAAAUCACUGGCAAAAUGGUUAAGAGCAUUAUCCGUGUGGUGUUUCAUGACAGAAGACUACAGUACACAGAGCACCAGCAGCUGGAAGGCUGGCGCUGGAACAGGCCUGGGGAUCGUAUUCUUGACCUGGAUAUCCCCAUGUCUGUUGGCAUAAUCGACCCCAGGGCUAACCCUACUCAGCUUAACACUGUGGAGUUCCUUUGGGAACCAUCAAAAAGAACCUCAGUUUUUAUCCAGGUUCACUGCAUCAGCACAGAAUUCACUAUGCGCAAGCACGGGGGGGAAAAGGGUGUUCCUUUUCGCGUCCAGAUCGACACAUUCAAAGAGAAUGAGAGCGGAGAGUACACAGAACAUACCCACUCAGCCUCUUGCCAGGUCAAAGUCUUUAAGCCUAAAGGUGCAGACAGGAAGCAGAAGACGGACAGGGAGAAGAUGGAGAAGAGGGCGCCACAGGAGAAGGAGAAAUAUCAGCCAUCGUAUGAAACCACAAUCCUUACAGAGUGCUCUCCUUGGCCUGAGAUCACAUAUGUCAACAACUCCCCAUCUCCAGGCUUCAACAGCACACCAAACAGCUUCCCAGUCGCAGAAGGAAAUGGAUCACCAAGCCAUCAGCCCGAGCCUGUUGUUCAGGUAGCAGACAAUUUGUUACCCACAGCCACACCGCAGGAUGCACAACAGUGGCUUCUUAGAAACCGCUUCUCACCUUUCUGUCGUCUCUUCACUAACUUCUCAGGGGCAGACCUGUUAAAGCUGACCAGGGAGGAUGUCAUACAGAUCUGUGGUCCAGCUGAUGGUAUUAGACUCUUCAACGCUCUGAAGGGGCGGGUGGUACGUCCGAGGCUGACCAUCUAUGUAUGCCAGGAGUCUCAGCAGUCACGCGAACAGCAACCGAAGCAUGAAAACGGAGACGGUGCCGCCAACACUUUUUUUGUAUAUCACGCCAUUUACCUGGAGGACCUCACAGCCGGGGAGUUGACAGAAAAGAUCGCUCAGCUCUUCAACAUCUCACCCAGACAGAUAAACCAGAUCUUUAAACAGGGCCCCACUGGCAUCCAUGUGCUCGUUAGUGAUGAGAUGAUUCAAAACUUUCAAGAUGAAGUAUGUUUUGUUUUGGACACAAUGAAAGACGAGUCAAAUGACGGCUACCACAUCAUCUUGAAGUGAAUACUGGACAAUAGGACAGUAGCGUAGCCUCGUUCUCCUUAGACCCGAUCCAGUCAGCCCCUCUAGAGCUUCAUACUCCUCGAUGUUCCUGGAAUAUGUGAAGACGCCCCAAGAAGCCCAUUUUCGAGGCUGUUAGGAGGAACAUGCGACUGAAGCACCUGGCCUCUUCUCACUUACUGUCUUACGUUUUUGAGGGAGUGACCGUGUUACCACAAGUGAAGUAACAUUCUCCUUCUUGCCCCCUUCCCGCCCGCCACCGAUCGUCCCCCCCCUCCACCCCCCGUAAAUGGUUGCAUUUUUCCUCUUGUCGUUUAUGUCUCAUGAUGAAAGAGGUUAGUGGCACCACAGCUGCUAUCGCUGGUAGUCUGCUGAGCAUCUGGUGUGCCAAAGCUCUGUGCUUUCAGAAUCAAGUUUGUUGUCUCUUUUUAUAAAAACAACAACCAAAAAAGGGAAAAAAAAAACCAACAUAUCAAAGCGACGAAAUAGAGAGACAGUUACACAGUUCACAGCAUUUGGCCUUACUGGGAUUUAGGUAAGCCAGUCUGCAAGAAACACGGUUAUAGCUCAUACAAUCACAUAUUUACAUGAAAGCACCACAAGAGGCAUCAACAAUCAGGACAUGAAGCGAAACUGUUAGGAAACUAGCUGUCCUGUGGUUCCUCGAAAAGUUAAGUGUCUUUUUUUUUUUUUUUGUUUUUUCAGACUCCCAAACACUGCUUGUAGUGAUCUUGUAGUUAGUGUACUAUUGACACUCAUGGUUGUUACAUAUGAAUCUUGAAUGACGAUAAAACACUGCCUAUGUUAGCGAUCACAAUGGCAACACCAGCAAAUUGUCCCUUCCUUAUCCUCCAUAUCAGCUUUUUUUUUUAGCACAUCAGCAUUUCACGACGUUUGUCUUUUGUGGCAUUUUUUUAAAAAGUAGAUCAUCAUUUUAAAUGUUUGUUUUUUUGCAAUGAAUCAUGCACUAUGUUGGCAGAUUUUAUAAUCUUUUUAACAUACUUACAUUUUCUCUGUCAUUGUUUUUUUCUUCUUUUUUUUUUUGGGAUAUUACCACUUACAAAUAUUAGUACAUGUUAAUGGGUUGUCGUCAGGCACACCAGAGCUGCAUGUUGAAAAGAUAUGGUUAGUUUAUGUUCAAUCCAUUGUAACCGCUUACAUGAAAUCGAUAGCUUGACAUUUUAGAUAUCUUUGCCCCAUCUCAUCAGCCUUAUUAAAAAUACUUACCCAUGUACUGCCCGCCAUCUGUUGUCUCUGUCCUCGUAAUGUUUGCUAAAAAAAUAAAAUAAAAUGUGGUUUUUAACAACGUCCUAAAUGUUAUUAAGCCCCUUGGAAAAAUGCUUAGAGGUGAUAUAUGAUUUCAUAUACAUACAGUAGAUUAUUUUCCUUUGGUUGACAGAUGUGGAGGGUUACUUCUAGGACCUGACCAAUACUGGGUUUUUGGGGCCAAUGCUGAUACCGAUAUUAUGGUGUAAAAAACUUCCAAUAUGGAUAUGUCUGCUGAUUAUUUUACAGAUAAAGAAUAUAUACAUAAACAUACAAUAUUUUUUUUGCAGUGAUCAAACA